Fimicolochytrium jonesii is the source of this 3230-nucleotide messenger RNA. RefSeq names its product OPT oligopeptide transporter. Gene Ontology annotation, molecular function: oligopeptide transmembrane transporter activity. Gene Ontology annotation, biological process: transmembrane transport. The record is from RefSeq and is a predicted model, not a curated record. NCBI's taxonomy places the organism in Eukaryota, Fungi, Chytridiomycota, Chytridiomycetes, Spizellomycetales, Powellomycetaceae. The coding region runs from base 413 to 2779 and encodes 788 amino acids. The transcript is spliced from 2 exons.
CCGCCGUGCGCCCGGCGGGGCGGUGGUGCUGAUCACAGGUGAAUCCCAGCACCGCGGUGGUUUUCCAGAGGUGGGGCUGUAUCGCCGGUAUCUGCUCGCGUUUACUAUUGUUGCCCGUCCAGAGUUCUAGAGAUCCAGCGCCUCUGUCCGCGGAUGAUCUGCUGCCGCUGGCCGGCAGUCGACAUGUAUAAAAGGACAGGCGAGGGCGGUCGAGUGCCGUUCUUGUUUGGAUAUCCGCAUCGCCCGGCACCAUCUCAAUUGUCUGCGGAGGCUGGUUCCUCUCGCUCAGUGCAACGCAUCCAUCCUCCCCAACCAGCCCAACCAGCCGUUGAUCGGCUUGACAAUUUCCGGUUUCAUCUUCUCUUCCAACCGCAUCGAAAUCACACUUCGUUAGUUUGCUGCCCUCUUAGCCAUGGUGCACGAAGACGACCGCAUCCACCCUGACGGGCACCCGCCACAAGAGCCCGCCACCUUCGAGGAAGUCAAGAAGAACCUCGAAGUGCAAGUCAACUACGAAGGUGUCGACGCCGAAAAGAAAGAGAAUCCGGAUCUCGCUCAGCCCGAGGUAGUGCAUCCCACUGACGAGAAGAAGGGAUUCCACGAUGGCGAGAGCGCCACCGCCGAUUUCGAGGCGCUGCACCACGGCGAGUCCGACCCGGACGAUCUGUGGAGUUUCCUGCCCAUGUUGAAGAAGACCAUCCCUAUCGACAAGCACCCCAAUGCGCCUAUCGUGACAUGGCGUUCCAUCUUCCUCGGUCUCGCGCUGUCCGUGUUCGGUGCCGUGCUGGGACAGAUCUUCCAGUUCAAGCCGCAGACGCUCACCAUCUCGUCCAUGUUCGUCGCCGUCAUUUCCUUCAUCUUCGGCAAGUCGUUUGAGAGGUUCGGUGCGGCGGUCAAGAGGAGGUACCCUGGGGCCCCCAACUGGAUCGACCCCGGUGUCUUCUCGUUGAAGGAACACGCUAUGGUUGUCGUCAUGGCUCGUACCGCCAGUUCCAGUGCCUUCGCCACCGACCUGCUCGCUGCGAUGCACAUGUUCUACGACGUUCCCGUCCCGGUCGGCCAAUCCCUUCUCCUUCUGCUCUCCACCCAAUUGCUCGGGUACGGUCUUGCCGGUCUCUUCCGGUCCUUCCUCGUUGAGCCCAAGUACCUCUACUACCCCGACCGUCUCCCCGAUGUCGCGCUUUUCGGCACCCUGCACAAGUCCGACAUCACGGCCGGAAAGGGUAUCCGCUUCUUCUGGAUGGUGUUUGGCGCCAUCUUCGUGUGGACAUGGUUCCCCCAGUACAUCAUGCCCUGGAUUGCUGGUGUCUCCGUGUUCUGCCUCGCCGCGCCCAACAGCUCCUUCGUCACGCGUCUCUUCGGUGGUGCGUCCAACAACGAAGGCCUCGGUCUCCUCUCCCUGUCCUUCGAUUGGAACGCCAUCUCCGUGUACUCGCCCCUCUGGUACCCCCUUGAGACCCAGCUCAACAUGUACAUCGGUCUCAUCAUCUGCUGGUUCAUCUUCAUGGGUGGGUUCUACAGCAACCUGUGGGGCGGUCGCAACCUGCCCUUCAUGGGUCAAGAUCUCUUCUACGCCAACGGUACUGUGUACGACCAAUCGCUCAUUCUCGAUGAGAAUUACCACUUGAUCGAGGAGAAGGUUGCUGAGGUCGGCACGCCGUACUACACCACCACUUACGCUCUCUACCUUGUCGGUGCCAACUUGGGUAUCACCGCAUCCAUCACCCACGUCGCCCUGUACUACGGCAAGACCAUCUGGCACGCAAUGAAGGCCCACAGCGGCACUGACGAGUACGUCGCCAAGGUCAAGCGCGAGCACGGAGACGUCCCCUUGUGGCAGUACCUCACUCUCUUCGCGGCCGCUUUCAUUGCUGGCCUGGUCCUCGUGUACACCACCGAGACCGGCUUGUCGUGGUGGUCGUACAUCCUGGCUAUCCUCAUUGGAUGCGUGUUGACCAUCGUCAUCGGUAUCUUCCUCGGCGCUACCGGUUUCGGUGUGCCCACCCAAGGUCUCGUGCAGUUGAUCGCCGGUUACGUGAUCCCCGGUAGCCCCGUCGCCAACAUGUACUUCUCGACAUACGGAUACCUCGUGCCCAAGCAAGCCAGGUCCCUGUUGGCCGAUCUCAAGUUCUCCGCGUAUCUGAACAUCCCCUUCCAGCAAAUGUUCUACUGGCAAACCGCUGGUGCCGUCAUCGGAUGCAUCUGCAACUACGCCAUCCAGGUUCAGAUCCUCAACACCAAGAUGGAGAUCCUCAGGGAUCCCGAGGGUUCCAACUUGUGGUCCGGUCAAGGUCCCCAGGGUUUCAACGCCGAGUCCGUGACAUGGGGUGCUUUCACCAGCUACCUGUACGCGCCCGGCAAGUUGUACUUCCCCAUUGCCUAUGCCUUCCUUAUCGGUUUCGCCCUUCCCGUUCCAUUCUGGUUGUUGCACAAGAAGUUCCCUACCCACGGAUGGAACCGCAUCAACACCGGAAUCAUCUGCUGGUUCAUUGGCAACUUGUGUGUCGGAGUCAACACCGGAACCACGAUGAUGAUGAUCAUCGCCUUCGUUACCCAGUUCUACGUGCGCAAGUACCACAACGACUGGUUCUCCAAGCACAACUACCUCCUCAGUGCCGGUCUCGAUGCCGGUACCCAAGUGCAAGUGCUCGUGCAAACCUUCACCGUUGCUGGAGUGUCCGGCACAGAAUACCCAUUCCCCAACUGGUGGGGCAACCCAAGCAAGAAACUCGACGGUCUGUUCGUCGACCGCUGCGGUACCAACGCAUUGGGCGAGUAAAGAGGGAAAUAGGGAUGAUGAUCGCUUUCGGGGCCGGCCUUCACUUAAAUACCUUUUGUACAGUAAUAUCCCCUCAUAGUACAUACAUGAAUACAUUUCAUACCCUGAUGAUACAUAUGAUCGCCUUCUCUGUCGACUUCCAUGGUUGAGACCAUCCGUCCGUCCACCCUUUGAAUUGAUGCAUUGCGCAGCGCAUCUCCCACGUACGAGUUCAAGAAGCGGAUGUUACGGCGAAACUGGCCGACCUUGUCGUCGUUGUCGUUAUGGUUGUGGUUGUCGGUUUCCCAACUUGGCCUUCAAAACUCAAGACAGAAGGACGCGUAUGCCGUGCGACCUAUGCGCUUUGAACCGCCGAAAGUACUGUAUAUAUCUGGCAGCAGACGACUUUGGAAAUGCAACGGUGUAAAAAAGGGGAGGUGGGUGAGCAUGCCCUACGGGAUUUGUGUCUGCG